AUGGAUUUGGUUGGAGAACAGAAGUAUAUGUACUAUUGUAUGGAGAAGAAACAGAUGUGAGUAAAACCUUUCAUUUGCAUUUGUUGAGCAGAUCCUUUAGUGGCAAUUUCAAUAGGGAAUUCACAUGUACUAUAUCAGAAGCAUUGGGAUUCAUCUUUUGAAAGGAAACACCUUUGUUGACUCUGACAAUGUUCACUUUGAGUUUUUCAACAGCCUAGGGGUCUAACUUUCUCAAUUUCAAAGGACGGGGAUCAUAAAAACUAGACAACAAGCCCCUCCUCUUAUGACCUGGUGUAUCUGCAUGAUGCCUUGGCUUGAUAGGCUUUAAGGCCAUGAUUGGCUCAUGUUUCAAUGUUUGCCUACCUGGAAUUUCCCAUUUUCUUGGCUAAGAAGUGCAAGGAACGUCAUUCUCACAUUGAUUUUUCAUUUCAUUGUUCUGUGACAUCUCCAAUUUCCAUAUAACUGCCAUGACAUGGCAACUGCAGCCACCCCUACCAGCAGGACAUAAUAAAUCGCCUCAGCUGGUGUGAGUUUGGGUUUUCCAACUAGGUUAACAAUCAUACGUGCUUUAUAUUUUUCACAAUAUUUUUUUGUAGGAGGCCCAAAAAAAACAAUGUCGUUAUCAACAAGUUUAGAUACUUCAUGAUCAAGAUCAUGUACAACAUUUCCGCAAUGGCAUAUGUAGAGAGAGAUUUUUUUUAGUUAUUUUGCCCCAUUCCUUAACGUGAUCUAGGGUAUCCAUAUGAAGCUUAUCUUGUGGCACGGUAUCCAGCUGGCUUUUUUUUAAAUUUCCUGGGGUUGGGCUAAUUUUGCCCAGGUGAAGCCUUUGCCUAGGAAUCAUAAACGUUAUCUCUAUUUUCAGGCAUAACAUUAAGGUUCUUGACUAUGUGGGCCAGGAAACAAAUGAAUUUAUCGUAUCUUUCAGUCGGUUUAUAAAGUUAUACAAUCAUUUCACCUUCAACUUAACGUUCGUAAAGGACUUUCUCAGCAUGCAAAGAAAGUCGUGUCCGAUAGCCCGGGGCUAGUGGAUUUUGUUAUCAGGCUAGUGAUUUUUGUUCUUAACUUGCCCGAUGGGCAAAGGCUGUUUUUUUGGGGAAAUUCAAAUUACAGAAGGAUUGUAAUCAAUCCUGCUAAUCAAAAACAGUUUUGGGGCUAGUUGAAAUGACUUUUGGGCUGGUACAUGCUAACUACAGCUUGCCCAAAUGGCAGGCUGUAAAACUGACUUUCUUUGCACCAUGCUUUCUUGUUAACGCUUUGGUUUAUUCUUCUACAUUUUAAACUAGAAUUUUACCUGGUCCUGUUCUUUCGUCGGGUGUCAAUUUGACAACUUCAAUAUUUACUUGCUCCAUCUUGAAACUUUUUCGACAACCCAUUUGUUUUUACCGCCAGGCGUCACGAAGGUCGGAGGGCCCUUAGGCCUCGCUUCCAUGCAACUGCUGGUUUUUUCCUGAAUCGGCGUAUUGUGGAGACUAUUAAUUUUUAGGAACCUUUUUGCUAAGGAUUUCCCUUGCAUGGGCGUAACAACCAGAUGUCCAUUACUGCUAAAUAUGAUGAUAUUAGAUUUUUUGAUAUUUUCUUUAAGCUUCAAUUCUUGAGCAUGUUUAUGCAUUACAUCAAGGGAUUGUUCCAAUCCUUCUGGUGAAUUACUAAUUACUUUAGGACAGAUCAUCAGCAUAGGUCAGGCAAUUUAGUGAUGGAUUACCUAACUUUAUGCUAGGGCAGUAAAGUGAUUUUUAAACAAAUAAAAUAUCACUGGGCUUAACCCUUUAAACCCUAAGAUUCAAAUUUGAAUUCUCAUUUGUUGCCCCUAUUCACUUCCUACAGAAGUAGUGGGGAGAAGUUGAUAAAAUAUCAAGCAAAUUCAUCUUGUGUGAUCAUGUCCGUAAUUCUCAUGACCACACUGUUUUACAAAGCAACGAUAUUACAAGGAGAAAUUUAAUGCUGAUUACUCUUAGGGUUUAAAGGGUUAAGCCAAACCCUUGUCGUAUGCCUUUGUUACAUAACAUACUAUCAGUCAUUGUGUUUUGAUUGACUUUCACACAACUCCAACUAAUUGGCCGACUGACUGGUGGACUGGUGGAUGACUUGCUGACUGACUUACUGACUUCUCUGCUUACCAACUUACUGACCAAUUGACUGGCUGACUGGUUCAAUUACUGACUGGCUGGCUGACUGACUGACUGACUGUGGCUGAUAGACUGCUUGACUUACUGGCUAUAAUACUUGUCACAAACUGUUGAAACAAAACCUGUUUUUCUUGAAUUUUUUGGAAAAUUUUGCACAUUCACUCUUCUCACUUUUGUUCUCACUCAAAUGUGCCCCUCUCCUUCCCCAAUGUUCAGCCACGUGUAUUUUGGAGCACUGAGACUACUGUAAUACCCAAAUCAACAUUGGGGAAGAGGGAAAAUCACACAAACGUUUCAAGAUUUGUGACGAGUAUUGUAGCUCAUUGACUAAUUGACUUGACUGACUGGCUAACGUACUGAGAUUCAUGCUAAGAAAAGGCAUUAAUUUUAAUGCCUUCAUGAUGUGAAUCAAGAUUACCGCAGUUGCUGAUGAAAAUGACUGAUUUUCAUUUCAGAUCAGAUUUGUCCAGCAGAUGUGUCAAGACCUCAACAGCCAGGAUUUUGAGCUUAUCUUCAGUACUGUAAGUGCUGUAUAGAUUGCUUUGUAAUCCAGCUAUUGAGUGAACUAGAUAAACUGAAGUCGUGCAGCUUGCUUAAAGCAAGAUUGACAUACAGUGUCAUCAGCUUUUAGUGGCCAUACCUGGCCUAAUUUAAUUCAAAAAUUCAAAAUUGUUUCAAAUUUAAUGUUUCUGUGAAAUGAGAGAUACAUGCACAUGUCUAAAUAUAAUAGUGAAAGAAAACACCACUUGAGUGACUUGACUUCUUCUUGAUGUUAAUAUUUAGCAAGCUGUUUAUUGUUUUCUACUGAGAAGGCAGAGAUUCAACAAAAUUUCCAAACUCAAAGGAAGAAUAUAUUAAACAGGGCUGUCAUAAGGAGCCGGGGACCGAAGAUUUCCCUCGGCUAAUAUGAGUGUGGUCCCUAGCUACUUUUAUUGGAAAAUAGAAGAAAAAUAGAACCAAAAGAAAUCCCCAGCUGUUUGAUUCCCGGCCUACUUGUUGUAUUUACCCGGCNGUAUUUUGGAGCACUGAGACUACUGUAAUACCCAAAUCAACAUUGGGGAAGAGGGAAAAUCACACAAACGUUUCAAGAUUUGUGACGAGUAUUGUAGCUCAUUGACUAAUUGACUUGACUGACUGGCUAACGUACUGAGAUUCAUGCUAAGAAAAGGCAUUAAUUUUAAUGCCUUCAUGAUGUGAAUCAAGAUUACCGCAGUUGCUGAUGAAAAUGACUGAUUUUCAUUUCAGAUCAGAUUUGUCCAGCAGAUGUGUCAAGACUUCAACAGCCAGGAUUUUGAGCUUAUCUUCAGUACUGUAAGUGCUGUAUAGAUUGCUUUGUAAUCCAGCUAUUGAGUGAACUAGAUAAACUGAAGUCGUGCAGCUUGCUUAAAGCAAGAUUGACAUACAGUGUCAUCAGCUUUUAGUGGCCAUACCUGGCCUAAUUUAAUUCAAAAAUUCAAAAUUGUUUCAAAUUUAAUGUUUCUGUGAAAUGAGAGAUACAUGCACAUGUCUAAAUAUAAUAGUGAAAGAAAACACCACUUGAGUGACUUGACUUCUUCUUGAUGUUAAUAUUUAGCAAGCUGUUUAUUGUUUUCUACUGAGAAGGCAGAGAUUCAACAAAAUUUCCAAACUCAAAGGAAGAAUAUAUUAAACAGGGCUGUCAUAAGGAGCCGGGGACCGAAGAUUUCCCUCGGCUAAUAUGAGUGUGGUCCCUAGCUACUUUUAUUGGAAAAUAGAAGAAAAAUAGAACCAAAAGAAAUCCCCAGCUGUUUGAUUCCCGGCCUACUUGUUGUAUUUACCCGGCAACUUGAAAUCUUAGUGACAACCCUGUUAAACAGUUUUGUUAAAAAUGUUGCUCAUAUUUUUUAAAUGUAUUUGUCAAUGAAUUCUUGUUUUGAUCUUUUCAUGAAAGACAGCUUAAAGCUCUAGAACAGUUUGAGGCCAAAGUGUAUACAGUUCUUUCCAACAAGUAGCACAUGUGUAAAUAGGACUUAAAAAAAUUGUUCAUUUUCAAAUUCAUUUAGAAAUUAUUUUGAAUUAUUGACUGAUAGCAUUAAGCACUUUGGGUUUUUUCUCUUUUGCUUGAUGGUUUCAAAAUGUUACAUGUGCACAGUUCAAAUCAAAUCUUAAAAUUAGAGUUUUUUCUGACAAAUGCCAACUCAUACAUGAUCUGCUAUGAAUGAGCUGUGCUACAAUGUUGGUACAAUAAGUUCUUCUUUUGGUCAUUAUUUUAUUAUAGUUCUGCAAUCUACAUGAUGCCAUUUGAGUGGACUCAUUUAUUGACUGAUUGACUGUUUCCUUGAAUGACUGGUCCUUAGCUGAUUGACCAACUGACUAAAUGAGUGUCUAACUGACUAAUUGAAGGAAUGUCUGGCGGAUUACAUGACUGACUACAUGUACCUGACAGACUGAGUGACUGUGUAACUCUCUUACUAACCAAAUGACUGCAGAUUAUAUUACUGGUUAACUGACUGAUUGACUGACCGAUAGACUGGCUGACGUAUUUGGUGACUGACUGACUCAUUGACUGACAAAAUGGUUGACUUGUUGACUGACUGACUGAUUAACUGACUUACUAAUUGACUGACUGAAUGACUGACUUACAGUUGACUGACAAACUGGCAAACUGAUUGACUGAUUAGCUGACUUUCUUUACUGCUGGACUGGAUGGCUUUUUUUGCUGAUUGACUGACUGAGUCAUUGAUUGACAUGGUGAAUAACUGACUGGUUUAUCAACCUACUGACUAGUUAACUGACUGGCUGACUGGCUGACCACCUUAGCAAAUAACAUACUGACUAACUGACUGGCUACCUGACUGACAGAUUGACAAAUCAACUAAGUAACAGUUACUAGCUGACUUAGUGGGCAACUGACUUACAUGAACCAACUAACUGACUGACUUACAAACCGACCAACUGAGUAACUGACCUUCUGACUGAUUGACUCAGGACUAAUCAAGCAACUGCCUUACUAACUGAGAAACUGUAAUCAGCGACAAAAUUGUUGGGUAACUUCAACAAACAAAAGAAUCCUCACCCCUCCCUUGUCCCCUCCUUUCACUAGGGACAAAGCAAACUGUCUGUAAUAAUAAGCUUUUUGAACUAAGCGGGUGUCUGUAAAGCAAGGUUUGACUUUAAUAGGAAUUAGUCUGUUCUGAAAAUAAGUGAUGAGCUUCAUUGAAUAUUUUAAAUUCUGUUUCCAGAUCAGAUGCCACAGAAAGACUGGACAAGGACUUUCAUGAGCCAAGAGCCUCUGUUAUCUUCAGAAAUGUAAUUGCUGUGUGUUUUGUGUCUUAA
Messenger RNA from Porites evermanni, 5420 nucleotides. The record is from the annotation of a GenBank genome assembly. NCBI's taxonomy places the organism in Eukaryota, Metazoa, Cnidaria, Anthozoa, Scleractinia, Poritidae.